Messenger RNA from Ctenocephalides felis (cat flea), 1319 nucleotides. It is a transcript of the gene Rcd-1, whose product is annotated as CCR4-NOT transcription complex subunit 9. The coding region runs from base 278 to 1177 and encodes 299 amino acids. Gene Ontology annotation, biological process: negative regulation of translation; mRNA catabolic process. The transcript has 7 exons. NCBI's taxonomy places the organism in Eukaryota, Metazoa, Arthropoda, Insecta, Siphonaptera, Pulicidae. Gene Ontology annotation, cellular component: CCR4-NOT core complex; CCR4-NOT complex; P-body. The record is from RefSeq and is a predicted model, not a curated record.
UUUUCAAAAUUUGUGUAUCUUUAUGUUAAUUUCUAAUCUAAUUCCGGUAAUUUGUGCUCUAUAUAAAUAAAUUUCAUAAAGUUUACAUGUGAGUGCAGAAAUUAUGAAGUGAUACGAAGCUUCUGCCCGACGAAUGUGACAUUUGAAAACUAUUCGAUUAAUAAAAAUAUAUUUGUUGUGGAAAGAAAUGAGAAAACCAUAAGGGUUUAAUACACAUAUAUGUGAAUAUUUCAAUUACAUGUGAUAAUUUAUAUUUACGAAUAUAAUUUUUAAUAAAAUGAGUGCGCAGCAAAGCCCCACUAAUUUGCAGACGUCCAUUGAUCGCGACAAGGUAUAUCAAUGGAUAAUGGAAUUAUCAAAUCCUGAAAGCAGAGAAGUUGCACUUCUGGAAUUAAGUAGAAAAAGAGAAGUUGUACCUGAUUUGGCUCCAAUGUUGUGGCAUAGUUUUGGUACAACAGCAGCAUUAUUACAAGAAAUUGUUAAUAUAUAUUCAUCUAUAAAUCCACCCACAUUAACCGCUCAUCAAUCAAAUAGGGUAUGUAAUGCACUGGCAUUACUACAAUGUGUUGCAUCACAUCCAGAAACCCGAUCUGCAUUUUUGCAAGCGCAUGUACCUUUAUUUUUAUACCCAUUUUUACAUACUGUAUCUAAAACACGGCCAUUUGAAUAUUUAAGACUUACAAGUUUAGGUGUUAUAGGAGCUCUUGUAAAGACUGAUGAACAAGAAGUUAUUACGUUUCUACUAACUACAGAAAUCAUACCUUUAUGCUUACGAAUCAUGGAAUCAGGUUCAGAAUUGAGCAAAACUGUCGCCACAUUCAUUUUGCAAAAGAUUCUGCUGGAUGAAAGCGGUUUGUCCUAUAUUUGCCAAACAUAUGAUAGGUUUUCGCAUGUUGCAAUGAUUCUUGGUAAAAUGGUCUUAUCUUUGGCGAAAGAUCCAUCAGCAAGGCUUUUGAAACAUGUAGUCAGAUGUUACCUGAGGCUUUCUGAUAACCCACGUGCUCGUGAAGCCUUAAGACAAUGUUUACCAGAUCAGUUACGGGAUGCCACCUUUGUUGCAUGUCUACAAGAGGAUAAGUCUACAAAGCAUUGGUUAACGCAAUUGAUAAAAAAUUUGGAAGCCGGUCCUUUAAAUGCAGAUCCAAGACAAAUUGGUAUAUCACCUCUAACGGCCUAAACUGACUGUCUCUUAUAUGUACAAAACCUAUAUGUGGAAUAGUAUUGACCUAUUAAUAACUUUAAUGAUAACUGAAUAAUCAAUAAUUAUGUUUCUUUAACUAGCACGUAAAACAAAUUAUAAAAAUUAAGCUGUAAUAAAA